AUGCAAAUAUGUGAAGAAUUCGAACGAGAUCUAUGUCUUGGUAUAAUGCAAUUACUCAAAACUACCAUUGAAGCGACGAAUAGUCAUACAAAUUCAGAAAUAAAUUCGGUAUGGUUGAUAUUCAAUCUCAUGAUUGAUUCUUCAAUCAAAUUGCCAGAUCUUUGUUGGUUUAAUAUUUGUCAACAUUUAUCAGUAGGCGAAAUAGCUCAAUUAUCAUCAACAUGCCAAACGUCGCGUCAUAUGUUAUGGUCACGUGAAUCAUCUUUGUGGUUUUAUUUAAUUUAA
Molecule: messenger RNA, 285 nt
Organism: Adineta ricciae
Lineage: Eukaryota; Metazoa; Rotifera; Eurotatoria; Adinetida; Adinetidae
Source: the annotation of a GenBank genome assembly